AUGGCUUCCUCCAGCUUGAGGGAUAAUCACGACAAGACUAAUAGUAAAAGAAGUCGUUUAGUACUCUUCCCAUUGCUAUUACAAGGACAUAUAAAUCCCAUGAUUCAGCUGGCUAACAUCCUUCACCACAAAGGAUUCAAUAUUUCUAUCAUCCACACCAAAUAUAAUCUCCCAAAUCUCUCUGAAUACCCUCAUUUCAUCGUACACUUAAUACCUGAUGGUUUAUCAGAAACUGAAGCUUCCAUCUCAGAUGCCAAUUGUAAAAAGAAAAAAGCCUCGGGGCUCAUUUUCAACACAUUUAAGGAGUUGGAAGAGCCUGAAUUUGACAAACUUCAAGAACAGUUCCUCGUUCCUACUUUUGCAAUUGGCCCGUUUCAUAAGUACUUUGCAGCCUCCUCAAGCAGUUUAUGGACAUAAGAUCGAACCUCUAUCUCCUGGCUGGAUACUCAAGCACCCAAGUCAGUGAUCUAUGUGAGUUUUGGGAGUAUUGCAGAAAUGCAAGAAGUUAAAUUGAUUGAAGUGGCGUGGGGGUUGGCCAAUAGUGCGCAACCAUUUUUGUGGGUUGUUCGACCUGGAUUGGUGAAUGGCUCGGAAUGGCUUGAAAUCUUGCCGAAGGAAUUCUUGGAGGCAAUUAGUAGAAGGGGAUAUAUUGUAAAAUGGGCUCCUCAACAAGAAGUUCUAUCUCAUCCUUCUACUGGUGGAUUUUGGACUCACAGCGAAUGGAAUUCGACUUUAGAGAGCAUUUGUGAAGGUGUCCCAAUGAUAUGUUCGCCUUUCUUUGGCGAUCAGAAGGUAAAUUCCAGAUAUGUGAAGGAUAUUUGGAAAGUCCGGAUUAAGUUGGAGAAAGGGCUGGAUAGAGUUGAAAUAGAAAGUGCAAUAAAAAAACUAAUGGUGGGGAAGGAAGAGGAAGAUAUGAGGAAGAAUAUAAUGUGUUUGAAGGAAAAAUUAGAUCGUUAUCUGAAACCAUGCAGUUCUUCAUACUGGUCACUUGAUAAUUUGGUUGAUUUCAUUUCAUCUUUCCGACCUCCUGUUUGAUCCUUCGCAACCAUGGUUUUUUAAUAUUUUGUUGUCUCGUUUGAUUAUUUCUCUAAUGAUUUGAUUGCAUGUUUUUAUUAUUAGUUGUUAGCCUGUGAUUUGAAUCUCUCUUUAUAAUUCUUAAAAGAGAAUUAGCCCAGAAUAUACGAUAUGAAAGUUGGUGAC
This is a messenger RNA of Olea europaea var. sylvestris, 1200 nucleotides long. RefSeq names its product UDP-glycosyltransferase 76C5-like. The transcript is spliced from 4 exons. Lineage: Eukaryota; Viridiplantae; Streptophyta; Magnoliopsida; Lamiales; Oleaceae. Gene Ontology annotation, molecular function: UDP-glycosyltransferase activity. The record is from RefSeq and is a predicted model, not a curated record.